This is a messenger RNA of Diprion similis, 4220 nucleotides long. RefSeq names its product protein toll-like. The transcript is spliced from 5 exons. Lineage: Eukaryota; Metazoa; Arthropoda; Insecta; Hymenoptera; Diprionidae. The record is from RefSeq and is a predicted model, not a curated record. Gene Ontology annotation, cellular component: membrane. Bases 339 to 3629 code for a protein of 1096 amino acids. Gene Ontology annotation, molecular function: transmembrane signaling receptor activity; protein binding. Gene Ontology annotation, biological process: immune response; toll-like receptor signaling pathway.
UGGCGAGAUCCCCAGAGUUUGCAAAUUUCCUUAUCCUGUUUAAACUUCCUGCUGUAUUGUCGCGAUAAGUAUUAAAUUUUUCCAAGAGUACGUAUCGCUAUUAAAUAUUACGUAUCGUACUCUAACGAUUGCGCAGUGACUGUGAUUUGUGCGAACACACAUACCAGUGACAAUUUCCUUCGUCGCGUAUGCGUGCGGUGGAUUUCUGACUCGAGGAUCGAGGAUCGAUCCUUACACUACUCACGGACUUCAAAUGUCUGCAGGACUUAGACCCCGCCCUGUUUGACGCCAGGAACACGCGAGGCGAGAGAGUCUAGACUCGAACCGAAAUACGAAAAAUGGAGAAGAAGAUGGAGAAUAGUGGACUAACGUGGUCUUUGCUGUUGCUACUGAUCUGCAUUCAUCAAAGCAUGCAACAGCCAUGCCAAUAUAGAGGGUCGGGCUGUUAUUUUCAGCAGAAUAAUGCCGAUAAAUGCGAGUUCAAUUGUCCGUCAUUCUCCGCGGAUUCCAGAUUUGAUAUUCAUAUCUGGUCAAAGGAUGCUGUGGAAAUACUAUGCAACAGUGAACCACCUUGGUCAAUUUUCAAAUUAAAUUCAACUGGCGAAGUUGAAGAUGUGAAUGAGGUUCGAUUCCAGACAUGUUUUCUACCUGAAGUGCCGUUACACGAAAUAACUGAAAGGAUUGGCGUUCAACCGACAAAGAAGCUGAAAUUUGAAUCGUACAGAAAUCUGAGCUCUAUCUUGAAGCGCCGUCAUUUGUCAGGAUUUCCGAAAAUAGAGGAAUUAAGUUUAAAUUCGAAUAAUUUGCGUCAGGUUCCAGAUGAUUUAUUGGAUGAUUUCCCGGAGUUGAUCACUUUGGAGUUACGACAAAAUGAAAUAGAAGACCUGCCCAAAAAUUUUUUCAGCAAUUUAUCAAAGUUGCAGACUCUGGACCUCGGGAAUAAUAGGAUGACGCGUAUGAAUCCAUCGCUAUUUUCUGGUCUUAAUCGGCUCAAGUUGUUGCAUCUUUGGGGUAAUCGCUUGACUGAUAUUGAUCCAUACACAUUUGUCGGUUUGACUGAUCUAAGAAGCCUCGGUUUGCAUAAUAACAACCUAACGACCCUUCGCCCGGAGGUCUUCAAGUCUCUGACGAACCUAACCGACUUGAAAAUUUCGGGGAAUUAUUUUACGUCGCUGCCUGAAGAUUUAUUAUCCGAAAACCGCAACUUGACAAAGUUAGCUUUGACAUUCAAUCGAGUUGUUUUGAUCACGUUACCCAACAGAUUUUUAAGCAACCUGCCUCGACUACAAGACGUAUACUUGCAAUACAGUAAAUUGACGCGCUUACCGGAAGACUUACUUUCAAAUAGCUCGGCAAUAAAAAUUCUUGAUUUAAAUCACAAUUCGUUGUCUACUCUUCCGAAAAACAUAUUCAAGGAUUUAACCAAUCUCACAAGUCUAAACUUGAGUUGGAACAAGAUAACGAGUCUUCCCGAUCGCAUAUUCCAGUCAAUGGCAAAACUUGAGAGGCUGGAGUUGCAGAAUAAUAACAUAUUCAAAAUUACUCAAAAUUUGUUUUCGGGACUUGGCGCUUUGGAUAAUUUGAACUUGGAAUCAAACGGAAUGCGGAUCAUUGAACGAAAGAGCUUUGGGCCGCUAACGUCGUUGAAAAUUGGACGAUUAUCGAAUAAUAAACUCACCCUGAUUGAUGACACGUUUCCAGGCCAAUUUUCACCUUUCGAUAGUUGUGUAAACUUAGUUGAACUAUACUUGGCCAAUAACAGUAUUGCGCAGAUUUUCUCAGACUGGCAGUACAUACUGUCGAAACUUAACAAGAUAGACCUGAGAUAUAAUCAGCUUUCCGAAAUAAAAGCUGAUGAUUUGCAAUUCUUUUCGGAUAAACUGACACUUGAUAUCAGACAUAACAAUAUCAAAGUAAUCGACUUAUCCUUCGCUCCAGCACUCGUUAAUUAUCAACACACAAAACUCGCCGCCGAUAGAACUGUAAUUGUAUUAGUGGAUGAAAAUCCAAUUGUCUGUGACUGCAGCUUGAACAGUUUUCUCGAAUAUUUGGACGGACAGAUGCAUCCAGACGUUCAAAAACUGUUCCACAUAAAACCUGACCAGUUGAAGUGCAGUGGCCCGGAAUAUAUGACAGGAACACGUGUCGCAGAUUUGAAAUACAAAUCUUUCGAAUGCCACACGUUGACGUGCGUGGAGGAGUGCAAUUGCCUGUUACGGGAAAAUGAUAAUACUAUCAUCGUGAAUUGCUCCCACAGAGGUCUUCGCGAAGCACCAAGGGGAUUGAUGAAUCUGACGCGUCGCAACGUCGAACUUGAUCUGAGGGGCAACUUUUUGACCGAGAUGCCAUCGUUUGGUAAAUCAGGUUACGGGAACAUCACGGCGCUUUUGCUUUCGCACAACAACAUAUCCAGUUUUUCGGCCACUCGCGUACCUCCGACACUUCAGGUAUUGGAGCUUGACGGAAACGACAUGAAACGAAUGAAUACGACAGCUCUGGGAAUUGUUGUGAAUUCGACGCCCCUGAAAAGGUUGACGCUCCACCGAAAUCCGUGGAUUUGCGAAUGCGAGGCGAACAGUUUUCGAGAGUUCAUCCAGAAUAACGGGAGGAGACUACCGGAGAUAUUGAAUACGUCUUGCGGGGAUGCAGCCCAUAGAGGGAAGACUCUCUCAACGUUGACGGCUGACGAUUUGUGCCCGUCGGCGACCAGAAAAAUUAUAGCAGGCAGCGUCAGUGUCGCGGUGGUCGGUUUGUUGUUCGGCAUUGUUGCAGCGUUGUGCUUCAAGUACCAAUUCCAAAUAGAAAUAUGGUUGUACAGCCAUCGAUUGUUCGGCAAGCUUUUUCCAGAGGAGACAGUGGACAAGAAUAAAAAGUACGACGCGUUUAUAAGCCACGCUCACCAGGAUCAAAAGUUCGUCGACGAAGAGCUGAUCCCUAAGCUCGAAAACGGCACCGACGCGUUCAAACUGUGCGUUCAUUACCGUGACUGGAAUGUCGGGGAAAUUAUACCGGAGCAGAUUACGAGAAGCGUCGAAGAAUCAAGGCGCACGAUACUCGUAGUCUCCCCAGAUUACGUAAAAAGCGAGUGGGGGAAACUGGAGUUCCAAGCAGCUCAUCGUCAGGCUCUCACCGAGCGCAGGAGCAGAGUCAUUAUCAUCGUUUACGGCGAAAUCGGGCCCACCGACCAGUUGGACGAGGAACUACGGGCCUAUUUGAAAAUGAACACUUACGUGAAGUGGGGAGAUCCUUGGUUCUGGGAGAAGCUGGUCUACGCGAUGCCUCAUUACAGGCGGGGAAGACCUCGUAAAGAAAAUGUACAAAGCAGAAGGACGCAGAGAGAAAAAAACAUAUUGAGAAAGCACCAGCAACUCCUCCAACUUAAUCCGGACAGAAAUGUACUCGUUCAUCCGCCCGGAGCAACGGAUACACCAUCUCCGCUUACUACUCCUCCAGCGAACUCGCUAAACACUUUUAUGUCUAAUGGCAGUGCGAAGGGUGAAGUUGUGAUAACAGAUUGUCUGAAGAAGGAGGCGGCCAAUAUCAAGGCUUCCAAUAAUCAGAUUGACUUAACACAGGAAAGACAGAGUUUAGACGGGAAAAUAAUCGGUGGAAAAGACAUGAUUCUUUAGAAUCUGGUGAAUGUAGUAGCAUAAUCAAAAGCAUAUACAGUGAUCAACUGAGUCACGUAUAGUCAACUCUCAUGGUCCUAAAAUUUGUUCAACCAUUUCUACGACAUGCCUAUGUGUAUGAAAAACCAUAAACAAUAUUAUAUUCAGAUGCAAAUAAUAAUAUGGUGGAUCACGUUCAACCAUAUUUACCUACUUGAAUAUAAUGCACGAUAAUAUAAUAAUAUACCUGUAUAGCCAGUACUGACGACUUAGGGCAGAAAAUUUAUUUUCUUUGCUCAAGAAUGAACGACCUCGCAUAACUGCAUUAGAACGUAAACUUUCAAUCGCCAUUGUAAAUAUUUAAUUUAAGACUGACUGAUUGUAACAGCAAGUUGAAAAAUAAUCAUCAAAAUAUGUUCCACUGAUAUACGCUAGCAGAUAUAAUAUAAGAUAAUUUUAUACUCGUGAUGAGACGUAUCCUAAAUAUUUCAGCACAGAGCCGUGCAAUAAAAAAAAACUGUGAUUUGUUUGAAAUCGACGAUCAUUUAUGACAUCACACAAAGUGAAAAUAUUUACGGAUUGUUGUACAUAUUAAUUAUUGCAAGUAUAUAG